AUGAAUACAGAAAAUGCAACACCCCUCACACCUACUUCACAACCACCACCACGUAUCCUAAGAAUUAAAAGAAAAAGAGGUCAAGACCCACUUCAAGCUUUAAUUUUAGAAGAUACUCGCAAUGUUAAACGAUCAAAACCGUCAACUCCAAUCACAUCACCCAUAGCAACACCACGCAGCCAAACACCACUGCGUCAACAACAAUUAAGAGGGGAUAUCAGUACCAAUGGUGCUGAUGAUGAUAGGCUCAAUUAUAUGUUUAAAUUGGCUAAAACAGAAUUUGGUAAUGAAGCUGAAUUGGAUGAAUCUUUAUUACAUACAAUCUUGGCUGAAGCAGCAACUACAGGAACAGGAAUUGAAAAUGGGGGUGGUCGAAGUAGUACGAAACACAACCAGGAGAUUAAACGACGAUUUAUCAUCCAACCGGGAGAAACUCGAUGUCAAAGUGGAAUUGAUUACGAAGGGGCUGAUGUCGAAAUACCCGAUCAAUUGUCUAAUAUGAUUGAGGAUUUAGUAUCAAAGGGAGAUGAUAAGACUAAAACAAAGAGAAAAAGAAGAGGACGUUCGAAUCACAAAGAUGACAACACUGUUGUAAGUGACGAUAAAGUUUCCGAAUUGCGAGACUCAAUAUCUCAAGACGUAUCAACCACGUUCACCAACUCCGAUGACCACGAUGACGAGAAUCAAUACGUUUAUGAUGUCUAUCAGCUAACAGAUGCUGAACCACUAACCACAGCAAACCAUCCCCUGGCACAAAUUGGAUACAUUCGAUUUUUCAAUGAUGAUGAUUCCGACAACAAUGAUUCCAAAAUAUUUGAUUCAACACAACAAGACAUGGAUGAAUUGAAAAAGCCUAGUGUAUUGACUGAUGACGAAGACUCAAACGCUGAAAGUUUUUAUCAAAAUGAUUAUCCUAGUGAUGAAGAUGCCGAGGGGUUACAAGAAUUGAACUCGUUUGAAGACGAGUUUGAUAAAUUGAAUCUUGGGAACGGAGAAGAGGAAGGUGGCAAUGGUGGUGUUGAUGAGGAUGCUGGGUAUGUGCCUCACGAUGGAAUUGGAUGGGAUGGUGAAGAGUAUUUUGAUUAUGGAGACGUUGAGCGAUUCAUGGGACUAGAUGAAGACGGAGACGACGAUGAGGAAGACGAGGAAAACGAUGAUGAUCAUGAAAUUAAGAGAAACCAGUUUUUCAAAUCCGAUGUGGAUGAUCCACUAGCAUUACAUCGAGAUAAAAUUUUUGGAAAAUUAGAGAGAAUGAUUGACGAAUAA
Lodderomyces orthopsilosis Co 90-125 is the source of this 1266-nucleotide messenger RNA. RefSeq lists its product as uncharacterized. Gene Ontology annotation, biological process: protein import into nucleus. The transcript has a single exon. Gene Ontology annotation, cellular component: cytoplasm. Bases 1 to 1266 code for a protein of 421 amino acids. NCBI's taxonomy places the organism in Eukaryota, Fungi, Ascomycota, Pichiomycetes, Serinales, Debaryomycetaceae. The record is from RefSeq and is a predicted model, not a curated record.